Messenger RNA from Helianthus annuus (common sunflower), 846 nucleotides. RefSeq lists its product as uncharacterized. The transcript has 2 exons. The coding region runs from base 1 to 846 and encodes 281 amino acids. The record is from RefSeq and is a predicted model, not a curated record. Lineage: Eukaryota; Viridiplantae; Streptophyta; Magnoliopsida; Asterales; Asteraceae.
AUGGCGAAUUCUCAACUGAUUCCUCCAAUGGAUUCUUCGAAUCCUGUGUUUCUUCAUCCCUCUGAUCAUCCAAGGAUGAUUCUUGUCUCCAAACAAUUCGAUGGCAUUGGAUUUGGAUCUUGGAAAAGAGCGAUGUCUAUUGCACUAUCUGCGAAGAACAAAUUCGGAUUUGUUGAUGGAUCUGUCACAAAUUCUACAAACCCUAGCCUGUGGAGUCGAUGUAACGACAUGGUAAUCUCAUGGAUCAUUAACACUUUAUCAAGAGAGAUUGGAGAGAGUGUUUUGUACGUUAAAACAGCUAGUCAAUUGUGGAAAGAAUUGAAUGAUAGGUUUGGGCAGAUUAAUGGUGCAAAAUACUAUCAGUUGCAGAAAAGUAUUUGUGAAAUUUCACAAGGAAGUAGUGACAUUGCUACGUAUUUCACAAAAAUCGAAAGUAUUUGGGAUGAAAUUAGUUCAUUAUCGGAGGUUCCAGCUUGUUCUUGUGGUGCUUAUGUAGUAAUUGCUAAGAAAGAAGAAGAACAAAAGUUGAUUCAAUUUCUUAUGGGCCUAAAUUCCAGUUAUGAUAAUGUCAUUCUAAUGAUGCAGCCUCUCCCUUCAAUAAAAAAGGCUUAUUCUCUUUUAGUUCAAGACGAAACCAAAAGGAGAUUCAUCCUGUUGAUUGGUUUCCCUAAAGACUUCAAGUUUAAUAAACCAAAACAUGUGGCUGCUAAUGCUUAUGCUAAUGAUUCACCUGUUCAUGCUAUGAGUUCUGGUUCUUGUCUUACUCCAGAGCAGUGUCAACAACUAAUUCAAUUCCUUCAUAACACUCAGAUCAAAACCUCUUCUCAAUCUGAUACUUCAAGAUGA